AUGAGUACAGCUCUGAAUUACAAGUCUCUUUCCAAGGAACAGCAGACGAUGGACACCCUGGAGAAGCAGCUUAUCUGUCCCAUCUGUUUGGAAAUGUUCACAAAACCUGUGGUGAUUCUUCCGUGUCAGCACAACCUGUGUAGAAAGUGUGCCAGUGACAUUUUCCAGGCCUCAAAUCCAUACUUGCCAACAAGAGGAGGUACUACAGUGGCAUCCGGUGGUCGAUUCAGGUGCCCCUCCUGCAGACAUGAAGUGGUUCUGGACAGACAUGGGGUGUAUGGACUUCAGAGGAACUUGCUGGUGGAAAACAUCAUUGACAUCUACAAGCAGGAGUCCACCAGGCCAGAAAGAAAGUCCGAGCAGCCCAUGUGUGAAGAGCAUGAGGACGAACGGAUCAACAUUUACUGCCUGAACUGUGAGGUACCCACCUGCUCCAUGUGCAAGGUCUUUGGCGCUCACAAAGACUGUCAGGUGGCUCCCCUCACACAUGUUUUCCAGAGGCAGAAGUCUGAGCUCAGCGAUGGCAUUGCAGUCCUUGUGGGAAGCAAUGACCGAGUCCAAGGAAUAAUCAGUCAACUGGAAGAGACCUGCCGGACUGUCGAGGAAUGUUGCAGGAGACAGAAACAGGAGCUGUGUGAAAAGUUUGACUAUCUAUAUGGCAUCCUAGAGGAAAGAAAAAAUGAGAUGACACAAAUCAUUACAAGGAGCCAAGAGGAGAAAUUGGAGCAUGUCCGGGCACUGAUUAAAAAGUAUGCGGAUCAUUUGGAAACAGUAUCCAAGUUGGUUGAGUCAGGAAUUCAAUUCAUGGACGAGCCAGAAAUGGCUGUCUUCUUACAGAAUGCCAAAACACUGUUACAAAAAAUUUCUGAAGCAUCCAAAGCAUUUCAGAUGGAGAAAAUAGAACACGGCUAUGAAAACAUGGACCAUUUUACAGUCAACCUCAAUCGAGAAGAAAAGAUAAUAAGAGAAAUUGACUUUUACAAAGAGGAAGGGAAAGAAAAAGAAGAGAAAGGUGGCACAGUGGAUAAGGAGGAGGAAGAGGAGGAAGUGGUAGAAGAAGCAUUGGAAGAUGUCUGUACAGAGUCAUCUGGGGAGGAAGAAAGUCCUGAAAAAGGAACACAGCUCCCUUCACUGGACGCUGAAUACUCUGCACCCGAGGUACUUCCUACAGCACCUGUAGAACUACCACCAGCCCCAGCAGCCACUGCAGCCAAUCUUGUCACUCAGGGAGAGGUGGUGCCAAGUGGUGCUCAACAGACUCCACAGUCUGAAACUCAAGUGCCAUCAACAGCAGCGGAAACCCUGGAUCCCUUGUUUUAUCCUAGUUGGUAUAAGGCCUCCAAACGGCAAGGCACCAACCCAACUUCCACCCAAGUGAGUGAAGGUUCUGGUCAAGUAGGGCCGUCAGUUUCUGUGGAUGCCACUGGGCAGAAGGCAGAAGAGGCAGAAACCACCGCAGCAUCCAGUGAGGGGGCAUCAGUGAGUGGUAAGGAAACUAGCCCACCUGCAGCUACUUCUCAGGUCAGUUUUGAACUCAGUCCAGUUCAGGGACAGCUAGGUGCUUCAGGGAGCAGUGAGGGAGCCGAGAAUGAGCCCACCCGCCACGUCUUCUCUUUUUCCUGGUUAAACUCCCUGAGUGAAUGAUGUUCAUUCCAGCUGCUACCUCUCUGUCUACUUGGCUAAGGGACAAACAGAGGCAGCAGGUGACCUAGAUGAAAUGAAUAUGAAGUAGUGAAUGAAUGGGACCUCCGAAUGAGUUUUCUGCAAAAAGCUUUGAUUCCAUGUUAGUUACCUGACUUUUAGAGUGGAGGAAGAGUACUUUGGGGAACGAACUGCCUCAACAAGGAGGAAAAAUGAGAUGAUUUUGUUAUAAUGCUAUGAAGACACUAU
Molecule: messenger RNA, 1890 nt
Organism: Gracilinanus agilis (Agile Gracile Mouse Opossum)
Lineage: Eukaryota; Metazoa; Chordata; Mammalia; Didelphimorphia; Didelphidae
Gene: TRIM55
Product: tripartite motif containing 55
Exons: 14
Coding region: 1-1644 (547 amino acids)
Molecular function (GO): zinc ion binding
Source: RefSeq, a predicted model, not a curated record